CUCGACAGUAUUCCCUGAGGUCCCGACCGGGUGCUCCAUCCAGGAGUCCCCAAACCGGUUCGGCUCUCUCCAGGAAGGCAUGACAAACUGCUUGGGGCUGGGCGGCUGAGCGGCCCCGCGGCUGCAUCUGGACGCCGAAAAUCUGGCCGCCUCGGGGAAUGACGGGGCCGCUCUCACAGCCCAGGGAGGUGGAGAGGGCGAGCCCCACAGCCAGCCGCCAGACACCCUCCUGGGCAACACCGAUAAGGAGUUGAAGACGGGAGUCGCCGUUACCCCUGGCACCGCCGGGACAGCGCCGGUGGCCCCUGGUCAGCGGGAGCCCCGGGACCUGGCUAUGGAACCAGCAGGCUGUCCUCGGGGACUACUCCCACGGCCUUGCAGAGUGCUGGUGUUGCUGAACCCCCGGGGCGGCAAGGGGAAGGCUUUGCAGCUCUUCCGGAGCUUCGUGCAGCCCCUCCUGGAGGAGGCUGAGGUAUCCUUCAAACUGUUGCUCACUGAGCGGCAGAACCAUGCCAGGGAGCUGGUGUGUGCAGAGGAACUGGAUCCCUGGGAUGCCCUCGUGGUCAUGUCCGGCGAUGGUCUACUGCAUGAGGUGGUGAACGGGCUCAUGGAACGGCCUGACUGGGAGACUGCCAUCCGGAAGCCCCUGUGUAGCCUCCCCGGAGGCUCUGGCAACGCACUGGCAGCUUCCGUGAACUACUAUGCUGGGUACGAGCAGGUGACUAACGAAGACCUCCUGAUCAACUGCACACUGCUACUGUGCCGCCGGCACCUGUCACCUAUGAACCUGCUGUCGCUGCGCACCGCGUCUGGACUGCAGCUCUAUUCUGUGCUCAGCCUGGCCUGGGGCUUCGUCGCUGAUGUGGACCUGGAGAGUGAGAAGUACAGGCGCCUGGGGGAGUUUCGUUUCACUGUGGGGACCAUCUUUCGCCUAGCAACCCUGAGAAUCUACCAGGGCCAACUGGCCUACCUUCCUGUAGGAAACGCUCCCUCUAAGAUGCCUGCAUCUCCUGAACCGGCGCAGAAGGGCCCCGUGGACUCGUACCUUGUUCCCCUGGAGGAGCCAGUGCCCUCUCACUGGACUGUGGUGCCGGAACAGGAUUUUGUUCUGGUGCUGGUACUGCUGCACACCCACCUGAGCACGGAGAUGUUUGUGGCACCCAUGGGCCGCUGUGAGGCUGGUGUUAUGCAUCUGUUCUAUGUGCGUGCAGGGGUGUCCAGGGCCAUGCUGCUGCGCCUCUUCCUGGCCAUGCAGAAGGGCAAGCAUAUGGAGUGUAACUGCCCAUACUUGGUGCACGUUCCUGUGGUGGCCUUCCGCCUGGAGCCCAGGACCCGGAGGGGCAUGUUUUCUGUGGAUGGAGAACUGAUGCUGUGUGAAGCUGUGCAGGGCCAGGUGCACCCAAACUACUUUUGGAUGGUUUGUGGGAGUAGGGAUGCCCCGUCCAGCUGCGAGCCCCAGCAGAGGCCACCUCCAGAGCCGUUAUGAUUGCCUGGCUCUCUGUGCCUUUGUCUACUAUGUCUACACUGAGAUCGGGCCCUCUCCUGCAUCCAUCCAUGGGAAGGGAUCUAAAGCUCAUAUGGAGGUGGUGGGGACUCUGUAGAGAAAGCAGGAAGAUGGGGCUGUUUUGGAAAGAGGCUCUGCCCUCUAAAUGUUAGAAUGAGACGCUGGACCAGAGCCCGUUGGCUGGACAGUUGCAUGUAGAAGGCAACUCAACGUUGCUCUUGGUGCCCUUCCCCUGAGAAUCAAACCCAAAUAAAGUGACUUUUCCAACCUGC
This is a messenger RNA of Cricetulus griseus (Chinese hamster), 1776 nucleotides long. The record is from RefSeq and is a predicted model, not a curated record. Lineage: Eukaryota; Metazoa; Chordata; Mammalia; Rodentia; Cricetidae.